Molecule: messenger RNA, 825 nt
Organism: Cetraspora pellucida
Lineage: Eukaryota; Fungi; Glomeromycota; Glomeromycetes; Diversisporales; Gigasporaceae
Source: the annotation of a GenBank genome assembly
AUGGCCAAGUCAGGUUCUAAAAGGUUAAGAACUCGGUCGAUAACACAAGAAGAGGCAUUAGUGUCCACACCGCCAACCAGUACUUCGACUACAGAAUUGCCAAUUUCAAUGAAGGCUACUGAAGAAAUCUCGCGACUCAAGAAAGAGGUUGAAAGAUUAACGGCUGAAAUAGCUUUUAAGGAUCAGGUCAUUGCGAGUUUACAGGCGGAUAGCAAAAGAUUCAAGCCGGGAUUAACGUGUGUUAUUUGCAUAGAAUAUAUGUCAAACCCUUGUACUAUUUCAUGUGGUCACACUUUUUGUUACCAAUGCCUUUAUGAUUGGGUCAAAAUACGUAAAGAAUGUCCAACAUGUCGUGUUAAAAUAACAUCAAAACCAGCACUGUCAUUCGUAGUUAAAGAACAAGUGGAAACUUUUGUUGACAGAUUAUCAUCAGAUGAUGAAAAAAGAAACGCACAAGAACGUCUUAGAAAAAAAGAACAAGAAAUGAAGAGUGUGGCAGAUCCGUGGCGUGGUCUUUUCAAUGAACCAAAUGCACCAGUUAUUAUUGAUCUUGCUGAUGGCAUAAGGCGUUGUACAAGGUGUUCAUGGGAAGGGGAUCAUUGUGUUAACUGUGGACAACAAUUCAUAAUAGAAAUUGAAGAUGAUAUAGACAUCCCACUUGAUGAGGAUGCAGAUACGGAUGAUUAUGAGGAUUCUUUCAUAGAUGAUAGAGAAAUAGUAGAACUUGGAUCAUCGGAUGAUACUUACACCGGUGAAAGCGAAAGUGAAUUAACAAACGCUGCUUCAAUAUCUCCCAUAAAUACGCGUAGUCGGCGAAGACACUAG